AUGACUCAAGGAAGAAUCCUCCUUACCGGCGUCACAGGCUACAUCGGGGGCAGUGUGCUUCAUCAAUUGCUUCUCAGCAAACAUCCAGCAAUCAAAGACGCUGAGAUCGCGUGUCUAGUUCGGGAUCAGGAAACAGUUGCGCAGCUUCACGCUGCCUUCGGUCACAGGCUCAAGGUUGUGGGCUUCGAAGGCUUGGAAGACGCUGAGCGCCUUGUUGAGAUAGCAAGUCAAUACAAUGUCAUCUUCAACAUGACGCUGAGCUAUCAUCUCGCCAGCGCGUUAGCCUUCAUCAAGGGCCUUUCCUCACGCCGGGAGUCCACUGGCAGAAACGUUUGGAUGGUCCACACUUCGGGUGUCUCGAACCUUGCUGAUCAACCGCUUUCGGGACUUCACGUUGAGUCCAAUCCGGAUCUUGAAUUCGACAACUCGAAGGACGACAUCUACGUUUAUGGGAAGGCGCGCAACAGUAAAAAGAGGUACAUUCAGCGAACGACUGACUUAGGCAUGAUUGACGCUGGGCUCGAGUCAGGGGUAACGACUGUCGUCCUCAUGUCUCCCUUGAUCUACGGGAACAAGCGUAGUCUGCAAGUGACUCGAUUGGUCCAAGCGGCGAUUUCUGAAGGACAAGCCAUCGUUGUUGGUGACGGCAAGGGCGUUUGGGAUAAUGUUCAUAUCGAGGACCAGGCAGAACUAUACGAGCUGAUACUUAAACCGAUUUUGUCAAAGGAUGGCGCUUCUCUUCCAACGGGCAAGCAAGGCAUAGUUUUUAGCGCACAUCGGCGUCACAUGUGGUUAGAGGUGUCGCAGGCAGUUACAGAUGCUGCAUCGAAGGCAGAAUAG
Molecule: messenger RNA, 840 nt
Organism: Alternaria atra
Lineage: Eukaryota; Fungi; Ascomycota; Dothideomycetes; Pleosporales; Pleosporaceae
Exons: 3
Coding region: 1-840 (279 amino acids)
Source: RefSeq, a predicted model, not a curated record